AUGGAAAUGCAAUCAUGUGACAAUAAAAUAAAUAAUAAAGAUGUCAAUGAAUUAAAUUACACAAAUAAAAACAGCAGAAGAAAUCGAAUUAAUGAGAUAGAAUUAGGCUACAAUAAGGAGUGCAAUUAUAAAAUGUUUUUUUUUAUAGUUCAAUUGCAACAGAAGUUAAAAGAUUUAGAAAAGGAAAAUGAAAGAUUAAAAAUACUAUUGAAAAGAUAUAACAAAGAAACUAUAGACCAUGAUAAUAAAAUGAUAAAGAAAGUUUUGUUCAUAUUAAGUUGCAUAAUAUUUGUUAUUAUUUUUUUCUUAUUUUAA
This is a messenger RNA of Plasmodium vinckei vinckei, 315 nucleotides long. RefSeq names its product conserved Plasmodium protein, unknown function. NCBI's taxonomy places the organism in Eukaryota, Apicomplexa, Aconoidasida, Haemosporida, Plasmodiidae. The transcript is spliced from 3 exons. The record is from RefSeq and is a predicted model, not a curated record. Bases 1 to 315 code for a protein of 104 amino acids.